Messenger RNA from Paraglomus brasilianum, 445 nucleotides. Lineage: Eukaryota; Fungi; Glomeromycota; Glomeromycetes; Paraglomerales; Paraglomeraceae. The record is from the annotation of a GenBank genome assembly.
CGAAAAGAGCAAACCAGUAGAAAAUAGGGAUACUAAUACGACCGUUUCAUUUAACAAUGCUACCACUCGCACACACCACUCAAGCGAAAGUGACAAGGCCGAACUCGAUAUUAUCAUUGGCGAAAUUUGGGCAGUCUGGGAGGACUGUACUGUUCGUUUUGAAUUGCCAUCAUCGGAAAAAGAUAUUCUUGGCAUAAUUAGGGUGUGGCGAAGACGGGGGAAGGGUACGAAGCGUGUUAAUCCAUAUAUGGUAUAUCGCGCACUCUUAUCCAAAAACCUAAAUUAUAAGAAAAAGGAAUUUCAAAGUGGAGCCUUUCAAGGUUAUGUUAGCAAAUUCGCAGGUAGGACUUGGAAGGAAAGAUCUGACUCUGCUAAAAAGGCGAUAGAAAAUCUUGCGGCCGAAAUUAACAGGUAUGUAGAGGAAGAAAAUUUGAAACUCACUUAG